AUGACAAAUGGAAAUGGCACUGAAGUUACUGAAUUCUUUCUUCUGGAAUUUGGUGCCGAACACAGGUUUCAGCAUGUCCUCUUCACUGUAUUUCUACUCAUCUAUGUCACCUGCAUGGUGGAUAAUAUUGGAAUGAUCCUACUCAUCAAAGCAGAUUCCAGACUUCAAACACCCAUGUACUUUUUCCUACAACAUUUGACAUUUGUUGAUAUCUGUUUUACCACCACAGUCAGUCCCAAGACAUUGCAAAACCUCAUAUCAGAAAAUAAAUCAAUUUCCUUCAUGGGAUGUGUAAUGCAAUUAUGGGUUUAUGGGACAUUUGGUACAAAUGACUGUUACCUCCUGGCUGCUAUGGCAGUGAACUGUUAUGUAGCCAUCUGUAAACCACUUCACUAUCCUAUAGUCAUGUCCCAUACAAUAUUAAUUCAAUUCAUAGCUGGUUCAUAUGUAAUCAGCUCAAUAAACACCUCUGUACACACAGGUUUAUUAUUUUCACUCUCCUUUUGCAACUCCCACAUCAUUAAUCACUUUUUUUGUGAUGGUUCCCCAAUUCUAGCCAUUCCAUGCUCUAACACUGCCAUCAGCAUCAUGCUACUUGUUGUCUUUGUGGGAUUUAACUUGGCGUUCACUAUGUUGGCUGUCAUCUUCUCUUAUAUAUACAUUCUGGCCACAAUCUUAAAGAUGCCUUCUACUGCAGGGAGGAGAAAGACCUUCACCACAUGUGUCUCCCACCUGACAGCAGUCACCAUUUUCUAUGGAACCCUCUCUUACAUGUACUUACAGCCUCAUUCUAAUAAUUCCCAGAACAACAUGAAAGUUGGCUCCAUAUUUUAUGGAAUUUUGAUUCCCAUGUUGAACCCCCUGAUAUAUAGCUUGAGAAAUAAGGAAGUAAAAGAAGGUCUAAAAGGAAUAGGGAAGAAGAUCUUCUAG
Choloepus didactylus (southern two-toed sloth) is the source of this 930-nucleotide messenger RNA. RefSeq names its product putative olfactory receptor 5AK3. Lineage: Eukaryota; Metazoa; Chordata; Mammalia; Pilosa; Megalonychidae. The coding region runs from base 1 to 930 and encodes 309 amino acids. Gene Ontology annotation, molecular function: G protein-coupled receptor activity; odorant binding; olfactory receptor activity. Gene Ontology annotation, biological process: G protein-coupled receptor signaling pathway; sensory perception of smell. The transcript has a single exon. Gene Ontology annotation, cellular component: membrane. The record is from RefSeq and is a predicted model, not a curated record.